AUGCCAGAUCAAACCAAGACUUUCACCAUGGUUCGAGGGACUAGAGGGUAUUUGGCACCAGAGUGGCAGAAAAACACCCCGAUAUCAGUGAAGGUCGAUAUCUUCAGCUAUGGGAUCGUGUUGUUGGAAACCAUUUGUUGCAGAAAGAACCUGGAUGUACAAGUAUCCAAUAUGGAAGAGAUAGUUCUUUCUACUUGGGCUUACAAGUGCUUUGAAAGAGGGCAAUUGGAUCUGCUUGUCGGUGAUGAAGAAGUGGAUAUGGCGACACUGGAAAGAAAUUGCUACUCCUCCUUGUCCAAUUUCCGUUUGAUCGGUUAA
Molecule: messenger RNA, 318 nt
Organism: Lactuca virosa
Lineage: Eukaryota; Viridiplantae; Streptophyta; Magnoliopsida; Asterales; Asteraceae
Source: the annotation of a GenBank genome assembly